Pimephales promelas (fathead minnow) is the source of this 1836-nucleotide messenger RNA. Lineage: Eukaryota; Metazoa; Chordata; Actinopteri; Cypriniformes; Leuciscidae. The record is from RefSeq and is a predicted model, not a curated record.
AUGACUCCCCAAGCCCGCCAUGUUAGCUGGAAAGACCCAGUUUCGUCAAACGAGCUUCCCCCUAAAAAUUCAGCUUCCAAACUGGCAAUCAGACAGAGAGAUGCUUCUCCCGUAAGCCCUCGUUCCACUUACCAUGAGUCAUCACAACAAUCUGACAGGAAGUGCCUCUUGCUUGACAGGAAAUCUGGCAGCCCAUCAGUGUUGCGUAAGUUUGGUGCCAUGUUGCAGGAGAACGAGGGAAAAACCCUGAUAGAGGACGGUCUUGUGACCACCGUUGUCUCCACUGAAACCCCAAGGCACUCGAGCACUCCUAUUUGCCAGAGCAAGAUUGACGCCAAGCGGGCAUCCACACGUGCGCCCGUCAAGAAAUGCCUUGCAAACUGUGACGUACUGGUAACAGAACUGGAGUCCAGCCAGGAGCCUUGGGCAGCUGGUCCUUCUAGUGGGAGGGGUGGUAGUACUCUUGAACAGUAUGGUUUGGCAUAUAACUUAAGCCCAUCACAGUCUCACCUUAAAUCGAAGUAUCACAAGGCGCCUCCAGGGCCAAAAGCCCACAAAGCCGGCUUCCAGGGUGAGGACCUAUUGUCUGACUACCAGAUGGUGGAAAGGAUUCUGGCAGCAGGAACUCAAAACUUCAGUAAGACACACACAGGGCUUGGUGUUGAUAAGACAAGACAGGGAAAUGACAACUUGGAGCAACUUCUAGAAAUGAUGGAAAUAGAGAACAACAGAAGUCAGAGGGCCACAUUCACCCAGCAACUGGACACCAAGCAGGUCAACCACGAGUCAUCUGUUGCCCCAAGCAGUAGCAAUUUUUCCCGUCCUGCUAGACCAGCCAAUCAACGCCGUCCAUCCAGGUGGGCAAAGCAUACCCCCUCAAGCAAAAUCACCCACACAUCCUGCCAAUCAAGCCCUGGCCUUAAAGCCAAACAGUUCUUGAAUUCAUAUUCCCGGCACACAGAAACGGUGAUCAUGUGACCAGGAUAGAGCAACAUUGAAUGGACACAUAAAAGGACAUUUUCACCAAAUGGAAUAGACGAACCUUUGACCUUUUUUAGAACACCUUUUUUCUUUUUUGUACAUAACCACCACAGCUUCAAAGUAACUUAUUACAGCCUGCUAGGAUGGCCUAUGCUGUUUUCAUUCAACUCUACACUGUUGCUUUGGAAAGAAACUCGAGUGGAAAUUCUCUAACCUGGUGAACUUCUGUGCCUAGGAACCUUUCAUUGCCUUUUUCUCUUUGUUUCUUUGUCAUUCUCAUUACAUUUUUUAUUAUUUUACUUUUUUUUUUAUAUUUUCCUGAGUGCUUUGUGUACGGUUCAGUUCUUUGGGUGCCAUCUAGGGCAUUUUUUGUAACCAUAUAAGCAUGUAUGCUACACGCAUAACAUAUUUAGGCAUACAUGGAGUUAUUGAGCCUUAUCUAUUAUGCAUUAUCUGUAAAGGCGUGCGCAAAUGUUUUGAUGUUCUGUCCAAGUCCAUUUCAGUGCUGCAUUAGUGCUUCAUAAUAUUGACAUACAGAGGUUGUAAUGGGCUCAUAAUCUUUUUGUAAGCCUUAUUUGAUUGUGCCUGACGUGGGCUGUAACUACGCGGUGCAUGGCACCUUUCUGCGGGAACAUGUCUGCAUUCUCCAGCCUUGUAAAAAAAAAAACCUUUAAGUUCAACAUCUGUGAAAAGUAAAUUAUAUCUUUUGACCAUAUUAUAAUGAAGAAAUGCUUCGGAAUGUUUAUUUAAUGUUGUGAUAUGAUCCUUACAAAAACGUGAUGCUUUUUGUCUCUUUUUUUUUCUUUCUCUGUAUAAUAAACGCAAGUGCUUUGACGAGUCAGUGAAACGCUUGAA